Ctenocephalides felis (cat flea) is the source of this 2007-nucleotide messenger RNA. RefSeq names its product peptide transporter family 1-like. Bases 1 to 2007 code for a protein of 668 amino acids. Gene Ontology annotation, molecular function: dipeptide transmembrane transporter activity. Gene Ontology annotation, biological process: transmembrane transport. NCBI's taxonomy places the organism in Eukaryota, Metazoa, Arthropoda, Insecta, Siphonaptera, Pulicidae. The record is from RefSeq and is a predicted model, not a curated record. The transcript has a single exon. Gene Ontology annotation, cellular component: membrane.
AUGGAAGGUCAACAGGGAUCGAGUAAGAUGCCGAAGGCGGCAUAUUUUCUGAUUGUUGCCAGAUCAUUAACAGCUUUUCAAGUAAUGGUUACCAAUUCUGUAAUGAAAACUUUCAUGGUGAACAAACUGGAAUUCGGGUCAGGUGAGACCAGUUCAAUAUUAAGGUGGCGCAGAGCUGUUAUAUAUUGGAUGUUCCUGUUUGGUUCGUUGGUGGCCGAAAACUAUCCCAAUAAAUACUAUAUUGUUCUCUUGGAAUGUGUAAUGACGAUUGUCGGUCUUGCUCUACUCGUAUUAAUGUCGGCGCCAGCUGUUCGACACAUCGCCAAGGAAAUGUUCUACUUCAGAUACGGGUUGUGUUUUGUCUUCUAUUUCAUUUCCAAUACAGUAAUACAGGCAUUUGAGGGAAACCAAUUUAAACUUCCGGAAGAGAGUGCUGCUUACACGAAGUAUUUCAGAAUUUUCUAUGUCGUCCGUAACUUUUUGGUACUUUUUGGAACUUUUCUGGGACCUUUUGUAAAGACUCACGUUACUUGCUUGGGCGAACAGGAUUGCUUCAUGCUUACAUAUAGCGUCAGUCUCAUCACCAUGUUUGUUAUUUUGGGUGUUUACAUAUCCGGAUCCAGAUUUUAUAUCAUUACCAAACCAUCACACAGAAUUGCCCAAUUGAUUGCUGGAUGCAUGUGGUACGGAUUCACCCAUUGGUUGAAGGAGAGAAAGUCUAACCCAAAACCAAAUUGGUUGGAUCAUGCUGAACCAAAGUACGGAGCACAACUUGUUUUGGAUAUAAGAACAGUGUUGAAUAUGAUGAUGAUAUUUUGCUGUGUACCUUUAUUUACCGGUGUCUACAAUUUGUACCAAGACGAAUGGUUGUUUCAAGCAAGCAGAAUGGACACACAAUUUGGAUCGUACACGUUUAUUUUGGAACAUUUUGAACUGAUAAAUCCUCUUCUAGCAGUUGUUAUGUUACCAUUUUGCCAAUACGUUAUGGACCCGUUGCUGGUAAAGUUGAAAUUGGAUAGAACUUUUAGGAAAAUGAUAUUCGGCGGUAUGAUGGUAGCAAUCGCUUUUUGGAUCUCCGGGUUCAUCGAAACACGCAUCAAGGUAAAUUUACCAGAAUUACCGAAUGGCGAAGAAGUGCAGGUAAGGAUAUUUAACGGAUUCAACUGUCCGGUUGCAAUUGAUGCAGCGAGUAUUGAUCCUCAAACUUUUGUAUUGAGCCCUCGUGGAAUGUACACAAAUAAACACGUCCCUUCGGCAUCCUAUCAGUCAAUAGCGAUUUCUAUGAAGGGAACGUGUUUUGCACCUGCGAGCAAAACAAUAAACGCCGAAGCCGGUACAUCAAUAUCAAUAUUGCUCCAAAAUGAAGAUGGACAGGCUGUUGUCAUAUCCUACGAAGAAAGACUGGAAAAAUCUGAAGCUGGCGAGCCUAUUAUCACAGUCGCCGGUGCCAAAAUAACGGACAGUGUCAUUAUCAAGGAUUCUAAAGGAGUGGAAGUGGUGAUGACUCCAACACCCACUUUGAUUGCCGGCGAACCGGUUGUAACAGAUGGCAUCAGAUUGAAACAAGUUGUUGUCGAAAAGUACGAAUUGUUACUGAACGGCAUCAGCAUCAAGAAGUUCGACAUGUACCAAGGCGGUGUUUACUUGUUAACAAUAUCUGGCAACACUGCCGACUUUUACGAGAUCACAGAACCGAACGUUGUCCAUAUAUCGUGGAUGUUGCCUCAGAGCAUUUUGCUGAUUUUUGGCGAAAUUUACUUUGACAUUAAUGUGUGGCAGUUCACGUAUACCGAAGCUCCUGCAACCUGCAAAGUGCUGGUGGUAGCUCUGCAAUUUGCGAUGAACUCCUGGGGCGAAUUGUUUGUCGACAGUAUCCUUCGCAUCGAAGGUCUUGAUCACGAUCACAAAUUGUAUAUUGAGGCUACUUGUCUUGCUAUCAGCAUGGUGAUUUUUGGAUUUGUGGGCAAGAUCUUCAAACCUUUGGCUACGAACAAUGUCCUUAUCUGA